Pyricularia grisea is the source of this 1317-nucleotide messenger RNA. RefSeq lists its product as uncharacterized. The coding region runs from base 1 to 1317 and encodes 438 amino acids. Lineage: Eukaryota; Fungi; Ascomycota; Sordariomycetes; Magnaporthales; Pyriculariaceae. The record is from RefSeq and is a predicted model, not a curated record. Gene Ontology annotation, molecular function: protein binding. The transcript has 3 exons.
AUGGAGGAUCAAGCCCCUGAGAACGGUGAGCGGGGACAUCAAAUUCUCGACCCUUUGCUCCCCACAAACUGUUCAUUGGUGAAGAAACCCUCUUUGCCUAAAGACCCGUCUUUCUCCCCCAAGUUCAAUUACCACAAGCGCUCUUUGACAACCGAGUCUUUCAGCAGCGCACAAGCUUCGACUGACGGGGAUGACAAUGAUGAUGACGCCGAGUCUUCAGAUAGUUUCAAUACUGCUGAAUUCGAUAACCGGCAGCGCGAUGCUCGAAAGCUGGGUAUGGUGCACUAUUCCGUUCUGGAAGGCACUUAUCUCACCAGCCUAGAGUUGGCAAUGUCCAGGCUACCCCUGAGCGACUACCGCCGGAAAUUCCUGGUGUGCGAUUCGCACACUGAGAAUAAGGAUACUCAAUGCAAAGUCGCUGAGGUUGUCAAAUCACCAUCAGCCCCUGAGGAAAGUCUUUUGGCUACCUCGGCAGGCCUCCCCCAUGAUUACCAGCUUAACUUGCCAUGCCGCCCCAAGGGCAGUAGCGGAAUUACUUUCCACAGUCAAGUCAGCAAGCUUGAGGACCAGGCAGACGUCAGCGUUGAAGUAGCACAUGCGCAAGAAGCGACUGACGCAUCUGCCAUGCUCUAUGCAGGCAGUAUUACCGCUGAGCAACCACAAUCUGAGCUCUUUGCACAGGACAACCACUCUGAGAAUGACAAGGAAGAGGCUGAAAAGCAUACAGAAUCAGCACCUAUCCUGGAAGCAAAGUCGGACUGUAUAGUCCAGAUCAAUGAGUAUUUCGAGAUCCGAAACACCUCUUUGGGUGGCUCUGGUUCGUUCUCGCGGAAAGACCUCAAGCGUGGCGAUGUCAUCCUCCGUGAGCACUUCAUCAUACGAACGAAUAGCUAUACUAUGGAGGCGCAAUUCGAGAGCCUCGAUCUCGUUGGUCGUCGGGCCUACCUCUGCCUUCACCCCCACUGGCCCCUGAAUCAGGAGAACUUGGACGUCAUGAAUGCUAUUUGUCACACAAACGCCUUCAACAUUGGAGGGGGCACUGCAGUUUUUCCCAUAGCGGCUAGGUUCAACCACAAGUGCUCGUCGAUGAGCAACAUCGACUUUGACUACGACCGCCGCGCCGGCCUCAUGGUGUUCACUGUCAAGGCAGAGGAGAUUGCGGCUGGCGAGGAGCUGACACUAUCGUAUGGCGGCAACCCGAGGUCUCUACACGAGCGCUAUGGAUUCUUUUGCCAAUGCGGCGGCUGUGAAGGAUGGAGCCAGGAGCAGGCCGACGAGCUGCAGAAGCUUAACUGGGCCUGCUGGGACGACGAAUGA